CGACCUCGACCCGCCUGCGCCAACAGCAGCCAAGCCUGGAGGCUUCACUCAGCCCGAGCCGGAGCCGCCGCCUGCCUUCCCCGCCUUCAUCCCUCCUCCUCCUCCUCUCCUGCUCAGCGGAGAGGGAGGCGCAGCCCGGCUCCCAGGAGAUGCCCGGCGGCCGGCUCUCUCCUUGCUCCCAUUGGCCUACUGGGGGUCGCCUAACGUGCUGCGGCGGCGGCUGGGUGCGCUAGCCGCUGGGAGCGCACUUGCAGGGGGCGACAGGCGGGGCCGCUUGGAGCAGCAGCAUAAGCGCGGCUGGCUGGCGAGGGAGUUUUGCAGCCCGGCGGCAGCGACCGUGUCUGCGCCCUGCCCAGCGAUGAGCAGCCCGAAAGUCCCGGCCCGGCCAGAAGCGGCUGCGGUGCCCCGGAGCUAGGGCUGCCUUGCCCCCUGGCCAGCGGCUCGGAGGUCAGCAGCAGCCGGCUGUGGAGAAGAUGCGCCCCCGGCUGGCACGGCCCCUGGGCGCCCUGGGCGCAGCGCGCUGAGCCAGGCGCAGCCGGCUGCUGCCCUGAGUGGCCUGGUGCGGGCGGGCCGGGGUCCCCCGGUUCUUCUGCGCUGAGCCGGCAGGCAGGCGGCUCCGAGGAGACAGGGACAAUGUACGCGGGGCGCAAGAGGAGGAAGCCCGUGCAGAGGACAGUGAAGCCGCCACCCCCAGAAGGUGUGAAGUUGAACCCCUCCAAGCGCCAUAGGGAUCGGCUGAACUCGGAGCUGGAGCGGCUGGCUAGCUUGUUGCCUUUCCCCGAAGAGGUCAUCUCUACCCUGGAUAAACUCUCCAUCCUGCGCCUCAGUGUCAGCUACCUUAGGGCCAAGAACUUCUUCAACAUUGCCCUGAAGAGUCACUGCUCCAAAGGGGGAACAGAAAGGAAUGGUGACCAUGACAAUGGGAGGACCUCGGGACUGGAUGACAGAAUCAUACCAGAGGGUGAACUGCUAUUACAGGCUCUUCAUGGCUUUGUGCUGGUGGUGACGUCUGAAGGGUUGAUAUUUUAUUCCUCGCACACGAUUCAAGACUAUCUUGGAUUUCAUCAGACAGAUGUCAUGCACCAGAGCGUGUUUGAGCUGAUCCACACCGAGGACCAACAGGAGUUCAGGCGCAACCUUCACUGGGCCCUUAACCCACCUCCCACUCCCGAGAGCAAACCAUCGCCUGAUGGUGAAACAAGUAUCAGCUCCUCCAUUAUCACUUACAAGCCCAGCCAGCUGCCUCCCGAGAAUUCCUCUUUCCUCGAAAGGAGCUUUGUGUGCCGAUUCCGCUGCCUCCUGGAUAAUUCAUCUGGGUUCAUGGCUUUAAACCUUCAGGGCAGGUUGAAAUUUCUCCACAGCCAGAACAAAAGGUCUGAGGAUGGGUCCCUGCUGCCACCCCAGCUGGCUCUCUUUGCCAUCUCCACUCCCUUGCAGCCCCCCUCCAUCUUGGAGAUCAGAACCAAAAACUUGAUCUUCAGAACCAAGCACAAACUGGACUUCACCCCCUUGGCAUGUGAUGCCAAAGGGAAGGUCGUGCUGGGCUAUACGGAGGCAGAGCUGCGGGUGCGUGGUACCGGGUACCAGUUCAUCCACGCCGCUGAUAUGCUGUACUGUGCUGAGAAUCACGUCCGAAUGAUGAAAACGGGCGAGAGCGGCCUGACUGUGUUCCGUCUCCUGACAAAAGAAAAUCGCUGGAAGUGGGUCCAGGCCAAUGCUAGACUAGUCUACAAGAAUGGCAAACCCGAUUACAUCAUUGCCACGCAAAGGCCGCUUGUAGAUGAAGAAGGAGGGGAGCACCUUCGGAAGCGUUCUAUGCAUCUUCCUUUUACCUUUGCUACAGGAGAGGCACUAUUAUAUCAAACGCCCUACCCACUUCCUGGCUUCCCUGACCCUUUCAACAGCAAAGGGAAAAACAACAGAUCCAAAAAGAAUUCUCACGGUAAAGGGGGAAGGUCCCAGAAGGACAAUGUAGACCCAAACUCUCUUCUGGGAGCCAUGAUGAGGCAAGAUGAGGCUGUUCAUGUCUCCCAUCUGGCUUCUACUCCCAAACAUUCCUUCAGCAGCAAUCUCUUCAGCCACCUGGGAGAAUCUGGUUUAUUUGGGACUGGAGGAGACAACUGGAAUGCAGUUGCUAAUCCAUUGUCCUUUGGGGAAAAUAGUCCCAAGCAGGAGCUGACUGACUUGAGGCAAGGGGACCCACUGUUGACCACGCUGGAUUCUCUCUCGAUUAGCAGUGAUGAAAACUGUUCAAAUAAUGAGCUGUUUAAUGCUUUGGAGGGUCUGGGGCUGAAUGCUGAGGAUCUGGAGCUCUUGCUGUUGGAUGAAAGGAUGGUGAGGGUAGAAACGGACCUAGAUUAUAUUCCUUCUCUGAACGAUCUAUUAACAAACAAUGAAAUCCUCUCCUAUAUUCAUGGUUCACUUGUAAACAAAUGUGAGGAUGAGCUCACUGGGGAGCAGCAGGCCUGUUCCUUGUCAGACCCAGGCCAGAAUCCAAGCAAAGAUGCAGUGGUGUAUCCAUCUCAGAUGCCAGAGAAAGGAUCCCAGUGCUCACACCAGUCCCUGCCACAAAACCAGCAAUCGCUGAUCUUGCAUCUCCCUCAGCAAAUGCAGCAGCACAUUGUGACCCAAAACCAGCAGAGCAGCCAGCCGUGGGAGCAGCUGUUGCCCUCAGUUCUCAGUCAGCCAACGCCCCUGCUGAUGAAGCAGGCUGAUGAGGAUAAGCAGCAGUCUAGCAGUCUACAGUGGAGGCCACCAGCAGGAACAGCUGAGCUCGGGCUGUCUCAGUUUGUACAGUCACCUCUUGGUAAUCAGCAGCAGAGUCCACAAUGGGUCAGACCUCAUGGAUCAAACCAUCUCCAUCAAUCCAUAGAAAUCCCUUACAAACAUCAGCAACAUGGGCAGCAGCUGGAGAGCAGCCUCCACUCAGUGCAGGGAGCACAUCAACCAUUCCUGCAGCAAAGCCAGCCCUGCAUCCAACAAAACCAGAUCCAGGCGCGCACAGAGCCACAGCUGAAACAAAAACCCAACCAGCACUUGUUAGUGAACGGCCUGUGCAGCCAUGCCUCCUCCAACCAGCCAACCCUAGGGAGUAACACGUGGCAGGGCUAUAGCUACAGGCCUGAAAGUCAGCCACCCAGGGGCCUCCCAGCACAGACCAAUAUCUAUGGUGUCGAGCAGGAGCUGAGCUCCCAGCUCCGCCCAUCUCAGAUGCCAAACACGGGAGUGUCCACCAUUCAUUUUUACCUGAACAGGCUGUCCAACAUGGAGAUAGGAGAUAGAGAAGCAUCCCAAGAAGAGAUGACUCUGUGUUCGGGUUUUCUCCCCCCUUCCUCAUAUCAGGUCAUUUCUCCAAAGCAGCUGACCCCUGUUCCUUCAGUGUCCCAGUACCUGUGUCCAAAUUCAGCCUUGGAACACUUUGUGAAUAUCCAUGGACAACGGGAUGCCUCCAUGCACUCCUACAGCACACACACAUCAUUGUCACACCAGGAUAAUGUCCGUAAGCCCGAAAAUGAUUGUGUUUUGACCAACGCUAAUGUGGGAUACCCCAGAGACUGCCUCCUGCCCAUCAGAAACCCUGCUUCCUCAGAUGAGCUGCAUUCCUGCACAGAACUGCUUCCAAAUCAUUCUAAUCCCUCCAGCAGUGGCUUUUAUCUUUAAGAGUGGGCAAUUAGAUUGGCCAAACCAGGAUUAUUCAGACCAUAUGGAGAAAUGGUUGUGUUUUAAGUUAUGGAAAACAAGCAGCCAUUUUUUUUCUGGCUAUUUUUGUCUUGUCUUUCCUUUUAUUUUUUUUAUCAACCUCACAUGAUAGUGAUUUUGACAGACAGGGCUUGGCCCUGAGUGAGAAGGAACUUCACGUGGUAGAGUUUAAUUUUCACAAAGAUAUUACCGAUCUGAGCAUUUAUGUUCCAUCUACAAAUGUGUAGUAGGGAAACAACUUUUAAUUCUUCACAACCCCUCUGAAAUGCAUUUAUAAAAAUAGCCCGGGCUUGAGCUAUGUACACAAAGUCUCAUAUGUCCGAUUAUCUUGGAAUGGCUGAGAGUUUUUUGUGUUCUUUGCUUCAUCAGUUGAGAGUUUCCAAAUGUCAGGGCCCUAUCUGUUUUCCUUUCAUGUUUCCCUGGUAGGGGUAUCGAUUGCAGAAAGGCAGAGACAUCCAGCUACAAAGGAAAAUCAGCUUGGAAAUAUCUUGAUCUAGCCUCAUAUCUUUCUUCUGUAGCAGUCUUUUAAAUUGAAUACAGAACUAUAUUUUAACAUCAACAAAGACUACCCUGUUGAAGAUGUGACAUUGACAUAAAUCUUGCACUUUGAUGAAAAGAGUUCUCUAUUGCACUACACUCAUUUUUAGUUCUACUGUUACUUAAGAUUGUUGGGUUGGGGGGAGGGGGGGGGUUAAACACAUUUUACCGGUCUCUACAAUUUAGGACAUUUUUGUUUCUGUCGUUGAGCUCAGAGGUUCAACAGUGUAGAAGCCGCACCACUGUAAAAGCCGCACCACUGUAAAAAAGGCAAGAUGUAGAAUUUCACUAACUGUGCACAGAUUGUAAUUAAUCUCUUCCUGCUGGGUUUGCCAAAGCUUUUUGAUUUGUUACAGUUUGCUUUUCCAAAAAAAACCACAUUUCCCUAAUGACAUGGUUGACCAUGAAACCAAUUGCAUUCAUCAGCAAGUUACCGCCGUGAAUGAAUACAUGAGCUGCUGCUUUUCCAAACAUCGCUAUAAAGUCACAUUCCACUAAGUCUGCAAACAACUGACCUAUAUUCUCAUAUUACAUGGGUCCUUUCACAGUCAGGCUUCAACAUCCAUAAGAGACAUUGUCAUUAACUAAUUCCACAGAUUAGAGCGUUAGGUAUUUGUAGUAAAUAUCACUGAUUGUCAUUUUGUUGUCUUCUGUAUGAUAUGCCCAAAUUGGUUGGUUUUGAUUCUCAGAGUACCUAGCAUGUAUUCUGUCUGAAAGUUGAUCUAAACCACCAAGAUUAUUCAAAACCACAGGAGCUCAUGUGUAGGUACUUAACUAUAAAAAAUUAGGAGCAGACUGGCAUAUAAGCCAUAUGUUGUAUCUGUGCCUAAAAAGAUUGCAAAUAAAGUAGAGGACUUGACUAGUUCAGAGGAAGAGUCAGAUUACUGUACAGAGAAGUUUGCAAUAUGAUAAAGAAAAUAAGUAUAAUGAUACUUAAUUUUAAAUGCUUAACAUAGUGAUAUUUUCCCACAAAAGAAGUACAACCCAUACAUAUGUAUAUAAUGUGAGCCCACAGAUAUAUUUUUAGGCUACUCUAGCAGAGAAAAACAUAUCUUCCCAAGGUAUUCAAGUAACAUCCUUUGGAAUGAGAAAAAUAAGAGUGUUCAAAGGAUCAGAAAUUCUUCUUCGAGUGCUUGUUCACGUUCAUUCCACAUUAGGUGUGUGCGUGCCGCGUGCAUGAGUGUUGGAAACUUUUUCCCUUAGCGGCUCCCAGCGGGGCUCCCCGAGUGGCACCACUGUGCCGUGCAUAUAUACCCCUGCCGGCCCGACCCCCUCCAGUUCCUUCUUACUAUCCAUGGCUGCGUUGGAACAACCUCUCUCUCUCUCUCUCUCUCGUAGAAGAGCAGUCCCUUAGCCUUCAGUUAGUUAGUUAACAUACCUUUAUUGUGGACACUUAAGUGAUCAGGUGCUUGGAGGCUUCCAGCACCCACCCCAGGCCGCAGGCCCACGGCUUCAAAGCUUGCACCACACGCCGCAAACCUAUGCCAGUUAGUGACCCCCACGAUUUGUGUCUACGUUGCCUGGGGGAUGGACAUCAAACUGAAUGGUGUAGGCAUUUAAGCCAAGAAGGAAAGAAAGAGACUUCUGUUUAAAGCAGCUGUUGAUGGAGGCUGCAUUGCAGCCACUGGGCCCGGAGCGCCCAACACCAGCUCAGGCUUCCUUGGUGUGUAGUGCCCUGGAACCGUUGGGAGACCCGGCACCUGCUAAGCACCGUAAACUGUCAGCCCCAGAGCGCCAGGCUAGGCCUUAGCACCGCUCAGCCUGCCCCGUGCGGCCCCCAGAGCAGCCGAAAGGAAGGCGCAGUCGUUCCCCUCACAGGAGGCUGGUGCUUCCCAAGGCCCCGAGCGCUGAUAAGAGCAGGAAGGUCGCAGUACCGGCGCCAACACCAGCGGUCCCGGCAGCGCAAGCCCCCCCGAGCCCAGACCUAAGUGAGCUCAGUGCAGACAAUGGGCUCAAGGGCAUAACAGAUCAGUCCUCCAGGCCGGGCACCUUUGAGGCUGCAAAGGACCUCAUCAGGCUGUCGGCGGCGAGCCCCUUCCCGUAUGGGGAGAACCCUCCAGCACCCAUGCCUCGGGUGCCGUCGAGGGGUAAGCCGGCAAUGAUGUGCCGCUCGAGGACACCGUCCCAGCACUGCUCCCGGAGUUGGCCCCGGUCGAGCUCUGACUCCACGGACUCACAGUUGCCAGCGGUCCAGAAGGAGGUCGCAGCACCGGGAGUGGGUCGACGCAAGGAAGCACCAGAAAGGGCACACCGCUCUCUGGCACCACCCAGAAACCAGCACUGGGAGGAGUUGAGAUGGCCCUCGCCAGAGGACUCUCACAGACGGUCCUAGUCCAGGGAACACCAGCACCAGUCCUGGUCCAGAUUCUGGUCCUGGUCUUGGGGAUACCGGUACUGCUCCCGCUCAGCCAGGAGCCGCUCAUUCUCCUGUCGGAGCAGAUCGUUGGCACCACCGUGGCCUUCACAAUCGGCGUCGCCGUAGUCCGGCACCGACACCGGCCGCUAUAGGUACCUGCACCGGGCCCCAGACAGCAGGGACCCUCAGGUGGGCUGGCAACCCACGCCAUUGACCCUUCUGGACGCCCGGGCCUAUCAGGAGCACCAAGGGGCCCCAUCCAGGGCAAGUUACUUGGUGCAGCAGUCCUGGUGCCCGCACCGACGCCAGACGGUGCCGGAGGCUACAGUAUCGAGGCCCCCAGCAUCCCCCCAGGAUAAACCGGAGAGACCAGCACCGAGUCCGGUGCCGUCCCAUGGAUUCCCGCCCCAGCCUGAGCCGGAGGCCCCUCCCACGGGAGAAGGGGAGCAGGAGGACCAACCAGAGGGGGUCGAGCAGCAACUAACCUCCUCGUCAUCCCCGGAUGAGGCGGUGGUGGGUACAGAUAUGUCCAGUCCUCCACCGAUAGACCAUAGAGCCCACCAGGAGUUGCUGCGCAGGCUCACCCAGAACUUGGGGUUCCAGGCCAAGGAGACGGUUGAGCAGGAGGACCCCAUGGUGGACAUUUUGAACCCCGAAGGUCCAUCCAGAAUAGUGCUCCUGCUCAUUAAGACCAUUCAGUCCAAGUAUAAGACCAUAUAGCAGACCCCAGCCUCCAGUGCUCCAAUGGCUACAGGAGUGGAGCGUAAAUACUUUGCCCCAUCUAAGGGCUAUGAGUUCCUGUUCUGCCACCCAAGUCCAUGCUCCCUAGUGGUCUCAGCGGUAAACGAAAGGGAGAGCCAUGGACAGCAGGCCCCGGACCCUAAGGCCAAGGAGGCAAAAUGCCUGGACCUUUUUGGCAGAAAGGUGUACUUAUCUGGGGGCCUUCAGUUGAGGAUUGCAAACCAUCAGGCCAUCCUCAACCAGCACAAUUUCAACUACUGGGCAGCAGUGGGGAAGUUGAAGGACAACCUCCCAUAAAGUUCCCAACAGGAGUUCACGUCCCUGGUGGACGAGGGCAAGGCAGUAGCCAAGACCUCUCUCCAGGCCUCCUUGGAUUCGGCUGACUCAGUGGCUAGAACAAUCGCGUCAGGGGUGGUCAUGGGGUGCUCACUGUGGCUCCAGGAGUCAGGCCUGCUGCCCGAGGUCCAGAAUACACUCCAGGACCUCCCCUUUGAGGGGUCCGGGCUCUUCUCGAACCAGAUAGACAUGAGGCUGCACAGCCUUAAGGACUCGCGAGCUAUGCUUAAGUCACUGGGUAUGCACGCCCUGGCGACCCAGAGGAAGCCCUUUCAGCUGCAGCCUCCCCCUCAACGCCAGUACCAGGCUCGCCAUAGGCAUGAGCCUUACCAUAGGCGAGGCAGGGAUAACAGGAGAUGGUGCAACAACAGUAACAAUAAUGUGCCGGGCCAGAACCAAGGCCAGCACAAACCCCAGCCGGGCACUAAGCCAGGCUUUUGAAGGUGCGCUCAAGGACAGUGUACCGGACCAGACAUAGAACCAUAGAUUAUCAGAGUCGGAAGGGACCUCAGGAGAUCAUCUAGCCCAACCCCCUGCUCAAAGCAGGACCAAUCCCCAUUUUUUUUGCCCCAGAUCCCUAAAUGGCCCCCUCAAGGAUUGAACUCACAACCCUGGGUUUAACAGGCCAAUGCUUGAACCGCCUGUCCCGUUUCUCCCAUACAUGGUCCACCAUUACAUCAGACCAUUGGGUCUUACGCACGGCGCGGAACGGGUACUCUAUGCAGUUUGCCUCCCUCCCCCCUCCUCCCAUCCCCCUUCCCCGUCCCUCUUCAGGGACCCCUCUCACAAACAUCUCCUAGAGAAGGAAGUCCACUCGCUGCUAGAGGCGGGGGCGGUAGAGGCGGUGCCGCACAGCCUGAGGGGAAAGGGAUUCUACUCCCGGUACUUCCUCAUUCCCCAAGGCCAAAGGGGGCCUUCUCCGCAUCCUAGACCUGCGCAGGCUCAACAAUUUCCUGGUCAAGGCCCGGUUCCGCGUGAUCUCUCUGGGCACCAUCAUCCCUUCCCUGGAUCCGGGGGACUGGUAUGCUGCCCUUGACUUGAAGGAUGCGUACUUUCAUAUCGCCAUUCACCCAGCACAUCAGUGGUUCCUACACUUCACUGUGGGCCAAGAACAUUACCAGUUUGCGGUUCUCCUGUUCGGUCUAGCCACGGCCCCACUGGUGUUCAUGAAGUGCAUGGCGGUGGUGGCAGCCUUCUUAUGGAGGCAGAGAAUCUGGGUGUACCAGUACCUCGACGACUGGCUCCUGGCAGGCCGACCCGAGGUGGAAGUGCGAGGCCAAGUGGAGGUGGCCCUGAGAUUGUUCCACAAGCUGGGGCUCCUGGUCAGCGUCCCCAAGUACACGCUCGUACCCACACAGAAAGUGGAAUUAAUAGGGGUGGUUCUGGACGCAGGCCAGGGCAAGCCUUCCAGUGUCCCAAUUCCAGGCUAUCCAGCAAACGAUGGCCUCCCUGCACCAGUUUCCAACGACAAAGGCCAGGUGCUGCCUGCGGCUGCUCGGUUACAUGGUGGCAUGCACGCACGUGGUCAGGCAUGCCAGACUGAGACUCAGGACUCUGCAGAUGUGGCUUGCUCAGGUGUACCGCCCAGGCAGGGACCCCCUGGACUUGGUAGUGACAGCCCCAAGGGACUUGCUGGACUCCCUGCUGUGGUGGCAGUCCCAGCCUGUGGUUUGCAAAAGCAUCCCCUUUGCCGCCCCACAACCAGACCUGAUGCUAGUGGUGGACACAUCAGACCACGGAUGGAGGGCCCACCUGGGGGGACCUCAUGAUGCAAGUGUUGUGGUCCGGAGCAGAGCGGUCGCUCCAUAUCAAUGUGAAGGAGCUCAGGUCGGUUCAUCUCACCUGCCAGACCUUUCAUGCCACUCUGAGUGGUCACAGCAUGAUAGUUCUGACAGACAAUACUACAGCCACGUUUUAUAUAAAUAAACAGGGUGUGGCUCGUUCCUCGCCACUCUGUCGCGAGAUUCUCCUCCUCUGCGACCUCUGCAUAGCCCAUGCAAUUCACCUCGAGGCGUCGUAUCUCCCAGGGGUACAAAACAAGCUGGUGGACUCCCUCAGCAGGUCGUACCGCAUGCACGAGUGGAUGCUCAGGGCAGAAGUCAUGCUUUCGCUCUUCCGCAGGUGGGGGUUUCCCCGGGUAGACCUGUUUGCCACCAGGGCCAACGCCCAGUGCUCACAGUUCUGUUUGUUCCAGGGCCACAGCCUGGGCUCACUUGCAGACGCGUUUGUGAUCCUGUGGAGAGGGGACUUGAUGUAUGCCUUCCCCCCACUCCACUUGGUGCACAAGGCCCUACUCAAGGUGCGCAGGGACAAGGCGGCGGUGAUGCUCAUUGCCCCAGCCUGGACCUGCCAGCACUGGUACACAUCGCUCCUAGAGCUGUCGGUGGAGGCCCUAGUAGUCCUGCCCCUACACCGGGACCUCAUUGCACAGGACGGCGGGUGGCUUCUCCACUCCAGCCUACAGUCACUGUACCUGAUGGCGUGGAAGCUCUGUGGCUAAACAUCCUGGCAAGCCAGUGCUCCCUUCCCGUGCAGCAGAUUCUGCUUGGCAGUAGAAAGCCCUCUACCAGGGCGACCUAUAUGGCCAAGUGGAAAAAGUUCUCCUGUUGGUGUGAACCAUGACAGAUGCGGCCGUGCCAGGUCCAGUGCAGGCCAGCCUGGAGUACCUCCUGCACUUCAAGCAGCAAGGGCUAGCCCCAUCCUCACACAGAGUACACCUGGCCAGCCAUCUCCGCCUUCCAUUCGGGGUUCUCAGGGGACUCAGUGUUUUCCCACCCAGUGGUGGGACAGUUCCUUAAAGGGUUGGAGAGGGUGUUUCCAUACUCCCCGCCCCCGUCCCUCCAUGGAACCUUAACCUGGUCCUCUCUAAACUCAUGGGACCCCCUUUCAGGCCCCUUGCUUCCUGUUCUCUCCUCCACCUUUCCUGGUUGCCAUUACCUCGGCCAGAAGGGCGUCCCUCACCUCUGAGCCCUCACCUCUGAGCCACCGUAUACAGUAUUUCACAAGGACAAGGUGUAGCUCCGGCCACACCCCAAGUUCCUCCCUAAGGUGGUCUCCCAAUUCCAUUUGGGCCAGUACAUUUGUCUGCCGAUGUUCUUCCCAAAACCCCAUACAGACCUGAGUCACUGCAGCCUGCACACUCUGGAUGUGCGUCGAGCGCUGGCGUUCUAUUUGGAGCGCAUCAAGCCCUUUCGCAAAUCCACGCAGCUGUUUGUGGCUGUAGCCAAGAGAAUGAAAGGCCUCCCAGUGUCAGCGCAGCGGAUUUCGUUUUGGAUUACAAGCUGCAUCCGGGCAUGCUAUGAGUUCGCAGGUGUUCCGGCCCCGGCGGUCAUGGCCCACUCAACCAGGGUGCAAGUGACUUCCACAGUGUUCCUGGCACAGGUCCCAAUCCAGGAAAUCUGCAGAGCAGCCACCUAGUUCUUGGUGCACACCUUCACGACCCACGGGUCAACCAGCAGACCAGAGAGGACACAGUGGUUGGCAGAGCGGUCCUCCAAGCAGUUGUUCCAUGACUCCUACCCUCCUCCAGAGGUAAGCUUGUGAUUCACCUAAUGUGGAACGGACGUGAACAAGCACUCGAAGAAGAAAAAAAUGGUUACUUGCUUUCUCCUGUUGUUCUUCGAGAUGUGUUGUUCACGUCCAUUCCACCACCCACCCUCCUACCCCUCUGUCGGAGUCGCCAGCAAGAAGGAACUGGAGGGGGUCAGGCUGGUAGGGGUAUAUGUGCAUGGUGCAGUGGCGCCGCUCAGGGGGGCCCCGCCGGCCCAACGGGAGCCGCUAAGGGAAAAAGUUUCCGACACUCGUGCACACGCACACCUAAUGUGGAAUGGACUUGAACAACACAUCUCGAAGAACAACAGUUACGAGAAAGUAAGUAACCGUUUUUUAUGGCCACCUGUUGUCAGAAACCUAACAUAAAAUAACAUCCUUUCUGUGUGAUCAGCCUUGGUUUUGCAUUAACGUUACAUUCUUUUUAUUUCAAUAAAUGGUUUUGGGUCUUA
Messenger RNA from Caretta caretta (loggerhead turtle), 11670 nucleotides. Its product is annotated as aryl hydrocarbon receptor-like. Lineage: Eukaryota; Metazoa; Chordata; Testudines; Cheloniidae. Gene Ontology annotation, cellular component: aryl hydrocarbon receptor complex; nucleus. The record is from RefSeq and is a predicted model, not a curated record. Gene Ontology annotation, molecular function: transcription cis-regulatory region binding; nuclear receptor activity; protein dimerization activity. Gene Ontology annotation, biological process: response to xenobiotic stimulus; xenobiotic metabolic process; regulation of transcription by RNA polymerase II.